Molecule: messenger RNA, 1671 nt
Organism: Uranotaenia lowii
Lineage: Eukaryota; Metazoa; Arthropoda; Insecta; Diptera; Culicidae
Product: ficolin-2-like
Exons: 3
Coding region: 53-1078 (341 amino acids)
Source: RefSeq, a predicted model, not a curated record
UAGAAUAGCGCUUCUAGCCAUACUUCUCUGCUACUUCGGAAAGACGAAAGCAAUGGAGAAUAGCUCGACAGAAGCAUUGGGCUACGAGUUAACGAUUGCAGGAUUGGAUUCCAUCAAUUUCAACAUGCACAGCGACUACCUGCGAUCGAAAGAGCAGUUCGACAUUCUCCGAGCAGAGCUUGAAGAAAUACGGGAUUCGAUUCGUAGCAACGAAGCCCUAGCACAACGCCAUGCUCGAACGCUGACCAAACUGGAGAGUGAAUCAGAGCUUACGACCAUGAGCCUGACAAGGCUGAUAAACAGCACGGCUGCGAUACACAAGCUUCAACAACUACAGCCGAGUACAGAAAUGUUGAACGAUCUGCUUGUAAGAUUUCUGACCAACAGCUCGUUCGAACAAACUUUGGCCAAGAUUCCACAACUUUCGGUCAAACAACCUCAAAUACAUCAAACUUGUUCCGACGUUACGAGUAAAACAUCCGGUGUCUACAGGCUGCAACCUGAUGGAAUUAAAUCGUUUGAAGCCUUUUGCGACCAAGAAUACGAGGGAGGAGGUUGGACUGUCAUCCAGAACCGUUUUGAUGGCGCGGUCGAUUUCUACCGCAAAUGGGCAGAAUAUGAACAGGGCUUCGGCAGUUUAGAGAACGAGUUUUGGUUGGGCCUUGAAAAAGUUCACCAACUCACCUCGCUCAAAGCUCAUGAGCUCCACGUUGUAGUGGAGGCAUUCGAUGGGAAGAAGGGCGUCGCUAAGUAUAGCCAUUUCUUGGUUGAUGGAGCUGACAAAAAAUACACCCUGUCAAAAUUGGGCACCUACAGUGGAAAUGCUGGAGACUCGCUAAGCUUCGCGCUCAACAUGAAGUUCACUACCCAGGAUGCCGAUCAUGACACUCAUGGAGGAAACUGCGCUGUUGAUUUCAAAGGUGCAUGGUGGUACACGGCUUGUCAUAAUAGUAAUCUGUACGGACUAUAUCAGAAAGGAUCGACUAAUUCAAAUUCGAUGUGCUGGCACAGCUUCAAAAGUUCAUACGAAAGUUUGCAUAAAUCCCGUAUGAUGAUUCGUGCCGUUAAGGAAAAGUAAAAACCUUCAAUGUGUUAUUAACAAUGUGGAUUUCAUGUAUGUUGGAGUUGGAGGUAAGGUUAAUUUAGCCGUCAUCCGUGCCCAGGGAAAAUGGUAGAAGUAGUGAUUGUGUUACUGUUACACUAAUGUUUGAUGUAAGAAUUCUUAGAAGGUACUCUUUCUUUUGGAUAGUUUUGUUGAAGAAAAAAGUAAAUUUGUUUUGUUAAUAAUGUUGAGUUUAUGAUAAAUUAUAGUAACCUAUGAAUCCGUUGUCAAGAUAAACAAACUGUAUCCAAGCAAUAUGUUUUCCUGUCGGGUAUAAAAACGUGCUCGGCAGCUAAUAAAUUCUACUCUAAGUUUCUACUUCAACCAAACUACGAGUUUCUUUUCCACGCCACUCUACAAGUAAAAACCAUGUUGUUGCCAUUUGGUGGCUCCAGAGAGUGAAUUCUAAAUUCCGUGAUAAACUAGUGAAAUAGUGUUACGAUAAUCGUAAAGACUCUUACAAUCAAUCUUCAUUCCAAAUAAUGAAACCUGCUUAAAACUCGGUUAUAAAUUCAUCUAGUUCAAAAUGAUCAUUCUCAAUUAUUGGAACGUUUUUUGACUAGUCAGAC